Molecule: messenger RNA, 5703 nt
Organism: Arabidopsis thaliana (thale cress)
Lineage: Eukaryota; Viridiplantae; Streptophyta; Magnoliopsida; Brassicales; Brassicaceae
Product: WD40 domain-containing protein
Exons: 24
Coding region: 1368-5414 (1348 amino acids)
Source: RefSeq, marked reviewed
AUUCUCAAAUUUGUAUUUUCCAGAUUUUCCAGAAAAAUCUCACAGCGGUAAGAAAAAAAGAAAAAGAAGAGUCAGUGGUCUUGUUGUUUCGUUCUUCCUUGUUCGCUCGACCUGGCCGAUGUCUAACCAGGACCAGGAGACGCGCACACAAUUCGCAGAAUGUAACGUUGUUGCUACUCUUCUUCUCUCGUUUCUGUGACCUAAGAACCAUUCGAAUUCGCUGCUCCGUCUCUCUGGUUUCGUCCUUGAAAAAUCGUCUACUCGAGAUUCCUUUCUCUAGCCACCCAUCUCAACUGCUGAGUAGCAAGCUGUAUUUUUGUUGACCUAACUAAACCCUAGCUUCUUCGAGUGGCAUUUUUUUGACGAGUGCUUCUCUUCCUUAUCAUGGACUGGAUACACAAAUCUACUCCUUUUAUGGAACCUUCGAAUUUGGCAAAACUGGUUCAAGGAAAUGUUCCUCUUCAGCCACAUGACAGCCAUUCUUCGCUAACUGAUCUAGAUAUGGACCUUAGAGAAGUCUAUUUCCUGAUUUUACAUUUUCUUUCUAUUGGCCCCUGCGAACGAACCUUUGGCCACUUGAGAGACGAAAUUUUGGAAAAAGGGCUUUUACCCCGUAGAUAUCAUUCCUGGUGGUCAAGAAGUGGCAUUUAUAGCGGGCGUGCUGAUGAUGAUGGCAUCUCCCUCCCCUUGAGUUAUGAUAAUUUGAUAGAGAGGUAUCCUCAUAUCGAAAAGGAUCACUUGGUGAAGCUUCUCAAACAACUAAUUUUAAACCCGUCUUUCCCUUCACACAUGAGAGUUGAAGGAAAUGCUCCUAAUGCUGCUGAUGUUCCAACACUAUUGGGAUCUGGCACCUUUUCACUUGUGGAUCGUAGUAAUUCUUAUUCAUCUACUUUGUCGUACCUGAAUUUCAAAAGCUUUUCCAUGAAUUGAUGUUUGGCAAUCAGGAUAUGUUUUUUCUUUAACUUUUGCAUGCAAUUCAUCUGAUUUAAUUUCGACCGCACGUUGUUUCUAGAAUGGAUCGCUCAGCAACAUGUUCCUUUGGAUCUGGGACUUGAAAAAAUCCCAUAUAUGCAUAGAACCUGAUAGUGGCUCUAAGGCUUUGCAUUUUAGAAAUUUGUUUUUCUGGCUUUGGCAAUCUUUACUUGGUAUCAUGACUUGUAUUGGGAAUUCUGGUGAAGUAGCUCAUAUAGGAGAAGUUAAGUCCAGGGGUGCUUUAACUUGGAUAGUCUCCCUAACCUCUCCAAUUCUUACCCUAGGUCUUUGAUUAAGUAGAUUCUUAAUCGUUAAUUUUGUUCUUUUUCUGUGAAGGUAACAAUAUAGAGUCUCAGAAAGCUAGGCAUGUUGCGUCAUACUUACGCUGGCCGCAUAUGCAUGCCGAUCAAGUGCGUGGCCUAAGUCUCAGAGAAAUUGGAGGAGGUUUCAGGAAACACCACCGUGCUCCGUCCAUUCUUUCAGCAUGUCAUGCUAUUGCAAAACCAUCAACAAUGGUUCAAAAGAUGCAAAAUAUAAAGAAGCUCAGAGGACAUCGUAAUGCUGUCUACUGCGCUAUAUUUGAUCGUUCUGGAAGAUAUGUUAUCACUGGCUCCGAUGACCGGCUUGUCAAAAUUUGGUCAAUGGAAACUGCGCUUUGCUUGGCUAGCUGCCGUGGGCAUGAAGGUGACAUUACAGACUUGGCCGUUAGUUCAAACAAUGCUUUGGUUGCUUCAGCUUCAAACGAUUUUGUGAUUCGAGUGUGGCGGUUGCCUGAUGGAAUGCCAAUUUCUGUAUUGCGGGGACACACUGGAGCUGUUACCGCAAUUGCAUUCAGUCCCAGACAGGCGUCUGUUUACCAACUUUUAUCGUCAUCAGAUGAUGGAACCUGUCGUAUCUGGGAUGCUAGGUAUUCUCAGUGGCUCCCACGAAUCUAUGUUCCAAGUCCUUCAGAUGCUAACACUGGCGAAAGCACUUUUACAUCUUCCAACACAGGAUCCACGAGCAAUGCAUCUCAGAGUCAUCAAAUAUUAUGUUGUGCAUACAAUGCUAAUGGAACCAUUUUCGUCACGGGUAGCUCUGACAGCAAUGCAAGGGUUUGGAGUGCCUCAAAACCUAACUUGGAUGAUGCUGAACAGCCGACUCAUGAGCUGGAUGUUCUACGGGGCCAUGAGAAUGAUGUCAACUAUGUGCAAUUUAGUGGUUGUGCUGUGGCUCCAAAAUCUUCAACAGCUGAUGCUCUGAAGGAAGAUAGCUACCCAAAGUUUAAGAAUUCCUGGUUUUGUCAUGACAAUAUAGUAACCUGCUCUCGCGAUGGUAGUGCAAUUAUAUGGACUCCAAGAUCACGUAAAUUCCAUGGGAAAUCUGGACGCUGGAUGAAAGGAUAUCAUCUGAAGGUUCCACCUCCUCCACUUCCUCCACAACCUCCUCGAGGAGGCCCACGUCAAAGGUUUCUUCCAACACCACGGGGUGUUAAUAUGAUUAUAUGGAGCUUGGAUAAUCGUUUUGUACUUGCCGCUAUCAUGGAUUGCAGGAUUUGUGUUUGGAAUGCUGCUGAUGGUAGCUUAGUGCAUUGUUUAACUGGUCACAGUGAAUCGUCUUAUGUCUUGGAUGUCCAUCCUUUCAAUCCUCGGAUUGCUAUGAGCGCUGGCUAUGAUGGGAAAACAAUCAUCUGGGAUAUAUGGGAGGGUAUACCAAUCAAAGUGUACGAAAUCGGGAGAUUUAAGUUGGUUGAUGGAAAGUUUUCACAAGAUGGGACAUCUAUUGUGCUUUCAGAUGAUGUUGGCCAGAUAUAUUUUCUAAACACAGGACAAGGAGAGUCUCAAAAGAAUGCAAAAUACGACCAGUUCUUCCUUGGUGAUUAUCGUCCUCUUAUUCGAGAUACCAAUGGACAUGUUCUUGAUCAGGAGACGCAGCUACUUCCUCAUCGGAGGAACCUUCAGGAUCUUCUUUGUGAUUCAAGUAUGAUUCCGUAUCCAGAACCUGACCAGACAAUGUUUCAGCAACGCAGACUUGGUGCAUUAGGAGUUGAAUGGCGUCCUUCCUCGAUAAAGUUUUCUGUUGGCCCUGAUUUUAGUUUAGGUCAAGAUUAUAUAAUGCCUCCUUUGGCUGAUCUGGAUAGACUGAUUGAGCCAUUGCCUGAGUUUAUAGAUGCUAUGUACUGGGAACCAGAACACGAAGUUCUGAGUGACGACAAUGAUUCAGAGUAUAAUGCUGAAGUUUCCUCUGAUGGGGCUAGGGCAAGCCCAUGUUCCAACUCUUCAAAUGAACUUGAGUGCAGCUCCGAGGACAGUGACGUUGAAAAUAUUCACGAAAGUAGCUAUCAUUGGAAAAGAAGAAGAAAACAUCCUAAGGUCAACGUCUCUACUUCAUCUGGAAGACGUGAUAAGAGGAUUUUGGAUGAGAAUGAUAGCUCGAAUUCUGGAAUUAAGAGAACCAAGAACCGAAGAAUUGUCGUGAAGGCUUCAAAAAGAAAACAUUCUGAUGUCAAAGCAUCACGGCCGCAGAGAGCAGCAGCUCAAAAUGCUCGAUCCUUGCUUUCUAAAAUUUCUGGAAGCUCUUCGGAUGAAGUUGAUGAUGAUAAUGAUUCAUCCAACAGUGAAUCUGAUAGAAGCAUACCCACUUUGCGACAGUUGGACAAACCAUCUCAGAUGCUGGAAUCUCUUUCAAAUGACAAACAGAAGAAAAGAUUGAUUGUAAAGAUCUCUGUUAAGAAGCCAGCAGAGUCUAUGGGAAGCAAGGGAGAUGUGAUAAAUCAGGCUGAUUUAGAGCAACUAUCUUCCAAACCUUUGGAGGAGAAUCACAGAGUGAUUGGUAUAUAUUCCAGAGAACCCGGGUCAAGUUCUGUAGAUGCAAAAGGUGAUUCAGGGUGUCAGAGUAUUCCCUACUCUAUGAAUACGCCACAGAGAGAAAAGGCCGAUAAUCAGUUGAUAAGAUCUUCAGAUCAAGACCAGAAUAUGUGCAAGUGGAGGGAAGAGAUUCCUGUUUGUGAACCUACCGAAUUAACUGCGCCUGAGAACAUAGAAGAAGCCCAACCAUUUUAUGGGGAUGAAGCUGAUGAGAUUCUUCCAAAGAAAGUUCGACGACUGAGGUUAAAGCUUCGGCAUCCCAACAGUCCUCGAAAACUAGAACCUGAUGAGGUGGCAGAUGAUUUGGCAGAUGGUGGAGAUGGGUUUGCAUCCAUAGCUCCCUCUUUCAUGAAUCCGAUUAUGGAUUCUGAACCUGUGAUAGAUAGCGUUAGAGAUUCUUCUGCACAUAACUUUGAGUUUGGAGAAGCUACAGCUGAUGUGAUACGUAGGAAAAGAUCCAUAAGAAGUGAAUCUAGUACAAGAAAUAGCGCAUUACGCAUAAGGUUGGGCUCUGGAUCUGUAGACAAAAUAAAGAAACAAGGGAUUCCUUCCACAAGCGUGUAUGAUGAUGCAUCACUUGAAGAAUGGCCUUCUACCUCAAAAGCUGGGUCCAGGUCUAGAUCUGCAAGCGUCAGCAAACCAAGUCUUCAUACUGGGAUAAGGUUGAAUAGUGUCUCAGGAAAAAUCUCAUGGUUAUUGUUGUCUGAACACGAGGAAGGCUGCCGUUAUAUACCUCAGCUAGGGGAUGAAGUUAUUUACUUCAAGCAGGGUCAUCAAGAGUUCCUUAAAACUAAAGAAUUAAAUGACAGGGACCGAUCAAGGUACCUUCCCCGAAACCUAGGAGCAGUAGAGAUUUGCAAAGUCGAGAAACUUAACUAUGAUACAUAUCCUGGUUCUGGAGAUAGCUGCUGCAAAAUGACCCUCAGGGUUCUGGAUUCUUCUUCAUCACAUGCCUCCCGCAAAGAGUUUCAACUGACACUUCCUGAGCUCAUUAAUUUCCCUGAUUUUAUUGUGGAGAAGACUCGAUACGACGCUGCAAUUCAAACAAACUGGAAAAUUGGUAAUGAGUGCCGUGUGUGGUGGAGAGACGCAACCGGUGAAGGCGGGGCUUGGUGGGAAGGUAGGAUUGAGUCUUCACAAGUAAAAUCCACUGACUUCCCAGAGAGUCCAUGGGAAAGAUACAGAGUUGUCUAUGAAACAGGGGAAACGAGUCUUCACAGCCCGUGGGAGUUUGACAAUCCCGAGUUUCCCUGGGAAAAAUCUACCAUCGAAGAUGAGAGAAGAGAGAAACUGCUUUCAUUAUUUGCUGGACUAGUAAAAUCAAUCAGCAAGCAUCAGGAUAGUUACGGGAUCCAAAAGCUAAACGAAGCAGCUCAAAAGAUGGAUUUCUGCAAUAGGUUCCCGGUUCCAUUAUACCCUGAGCUGAUUCACGAAAGACUAGAGAAUCAGUACUACAGAAGUAUUGAAUCGUUUAAACACGACGUGGAUGCAAUGCUCUCAAAUGCGGAGUUGUAUUUCGUUAGAAGUGCACAUAUGCUUUCGAAGAUAAAGCGACUGCGAGAUAAAUUGACAAAAACGUUAAGAAAGCUGAUCUGAGGAUAAGGCAACACCGGUAUGCUUCUUUUGGUCCUUUCUUGAUCUUGUAAACACGUUAGGCUGCGGCAGUUUUUUCAUUAUAUAGCGAAGAGAGUGUUAAAAAGAAAAUUUAAAAGUUUUCACUCUAAACAAAAGAAGUCGGUUUUGUUUGUAGUAACCCGACACAGGUUUCAUGUAUAGUUUUAGUACCACAUGUCUGUAACCGAAAUUUACUCUGUUGUCACAAAAAUGACAUCAUAAGUCUAAUUUUAUUACAAGAAGAUUAUUAUCAUUUCAUUUGCAAACUAAA